AUGGGUGUCAAAGACGUCCAGGUCAAGGGGGUUGACUCUGUCGCCCAGCAUCUGGCAAGUGUUUUGCCCUCUGAUGGCAAGCCCUGGUAUCGCCAGACUCACCUCCUCAAGCUCAACUAUAUCAUCUUGUCUCUCGUUCUUUUCUCUUCUGCCAAUGGUUAUGAUGGCUCUUUGAUGGGAGGACUCUUGGCUCUCCCCAGGUGGAAUGCUUUCAUGAACCAUCCUCACGGUGCGUGGCUUGGGUUCAUCAAUGCCAUCUACUGGAGUUUGAAUGGUGUUUGUUUCUUCAUUGCUGCCUGGGCAUCUAACAAGUAUGGCCGCAAGUCCGGCAUCUAUAUUGGCUAUGUCUUCCUUGCGACUGGUGUAGCCUUACAAACCGCUGCUCACAACUCUGCCGCCUUCAUCGCCGCUCGAGGUCUCCUUGGUUGUGCUGCGGGAUGGUACACCGCUAGUGCCCCGUUGCUCAUCAGCGAGAUCGCCUUUCCUACUCACCGAGCCGUUGCGGCCUCUUGCUACCAGUGCGGUUUCUACCUCGGCAGCGUGAUCGCUGCUUGGGUCACAUUCGCUACCAGGAACUAUGUUAGCUCUUGGGACUGGAGACUUCCGUCGCUUUUGCAAAUCGUUCUUCCAGCUCUGGCUCUCCCUGGAACUCUUAUGGCUCCAGAGUCUCCUCGAUGGCUUGCAUCUAUUGAUCGCGUCGAGGAGGCUAGGCAGGUCAUUGCUAAGCACCAUGCAGGCGGAGAUAUCGACUCACCUCUUGUCGAGUUCGAGACCAGCGAGAUUACCAACACCAUUCAGGCUGAAAAGGAAGCCCAUGCCACCACCAGCUACGCCGAUAUGCUCAAGACCAAGGGCAACCGAUGGAGGCUACUCAUCUCUGUUUCUUUAGGUAUCUUCAGUCAAUGGAGUGGCAACGGCGUUGUCUCAUACUAUCUCCCCCUCGUCCUCCAGACUGUCGGCAUCACCAGUGUCACAAAUCAGACCCUUAUUAGCGCCUGCCUCCAACUCUGGAACCUGCUAUGGGCCUGCGGUGCCGCAGCAUCUGUCGAAAGACUAGGACGACGACCUUUGUUCCUUACUUCUGCCAUUACCAUGCUCAUCAGCUACAUCGUCAUUACUGGACUAUCAGGUUCCUUCGCCAGCACGGCAAACGCUUCUGUUGGAACCGCUGUGGUCCCCUUUCUCUUCAUCUUCUUUGCUGGUUAUGAUGUUGCUCUUACACCUCUCGUCAUCUCAUACCCCAUCGAGAUCUGGACUUUCGCCCUCCGAUCACGAGGCUUUGGUGUCAUGUGGAUCUCCGGCAUUAUCGCUGGUGUCUUCAACAUGUUUGUUAAUCCAAUUGCACUCGGUAGCAUUGGUUGGAAGUACUACAUUGUAUAUAUUGCUUUCCUCGUGGCCUUCCUCCUUAUUGCCUACUUCUGCUACCCCGAGACUCGAGGACACACUCUGGAGCAGAUGGCAUUUAUCUUCGAUGGUGAGGAUGCUGAGAUGCUACCCCGGGAGAGUAAGACUGAGGUUUUGGCCGAGGAGGCAGAGCGCAAGAGUGCCUAA
Molecule: messenger RNA, 1551 nt
Organism: Fusarium musae
Lineage: Eukaryota; Fungi; Ascomycota; Sordariomycetes; Hypocreales; Nectriaceae
Exons: 3
Coding region: 1-1551 (516 amino acids)
Biological process (GO): transmembrane transport; carbohydrate transport
Cellular component (GO): membrane
Molecular function (GO): carbohydrate:proton symporter activity
Source: RefSeq, a predicted model, not a curated record